AUGUGCUGCUCGUCCGACCGGGCUGUUCCGCCGGCAGCGCGACUUGCUGGCCCGCCCGAGCGCGGCGUUCGUACUUCGCGGGUGCACGCUGACAGUGAGGUGUCGUUUCGUUCCCGCCACACCGGCCUUGCGAGCCCCGGACCUGUGUGUGCGCUGCGGACGCACUGCCACCAGGGCGGCGCCCCAGCCGCGCGGCUCGGCACGAUGGCGACGCUGACGAGGGAGCAGGAGGACCUCUAUGACAGGCAGCUGGGGGUGUGGGGCGUGGAGGCCCAGAAGAAGAUGUCGGCAUCCAAGGUCAUGCUGGUCGGAACGGACGGCUUGACGGCCGAGGUGGCGAAGAACAUCACGCUCGCGGGUAUCGGGUCUGUCAUUCUGUGUUCGAGUGGCACGGUCGCGGACUGCUCGCCGUGCAACUUCCUGGUGGCCGGUGCUCAGCCUGAAGCGCGGCCAUGCGACGCAAUGGCCGCGGUGCUCUCCGACAUGAACCCCUUCGUCAAGUUCGAGACAUUGCACAAGGCGCCGGCGGAGCUUGGCGAGGGGGACCUCACGGGCCUCGCGCUGGUGGUGCUCAUGUCCAGCAGCUGGGCGGAGGUGCAACACAUCGCCGCGCUCGCGCGCAGGCUGUCCGUGCCGUUCUCGUGGGGCUACUGCCGCGGGGGCACGGGCGUCCUGUUCAACGACUUCCUCACGUACGACUUCCUGGACGAGUGGCAGAACGGCGAAGACAAGGUCACGAAGCCCCGCACGCUGGAGUACGCGCCGCUCGACGAGGCGCUGUCCACGCCCCUGAGCAGGCGGAACCGCCGCGCGCUGCCGGCGUACGGCGCGCUGCGGGCGAGCUACGCGGCGUUCCGGCGGAGCGGCGCGGAGCUCUGUGCGGCGUCGCUGCCGGUUGUCAAGGCCGAGCGCGACCGCAUCUGCGCGGAGGACGGCGUCCCGGAGCAGCGUGUGCCUGACGACGCGCUGGAGGCGCUCCAGGGCAUCGGGCGCGACGUGGCGCCGGUGUGCACGGUAGUGGGUGGCGUACUCGGCAACGACGUGAUCCGCGUCGCGGGGCGUAAGGGCCUGCCCGUCCACAACCUGUUCACGUACAACGUCGCCGACGGCAAGGGCAGGACCGAACUGCACCCGAUACGCAAGUGA
Molecule: messenger RNA, 1146 nt
Organism: Pedinophyceae sp. YPF-701
Lineage: Eukaryota; Viridiplantae; Chlorophyta; Pedinophyceae
Source: the annotation of a GenBank genome assembly